CGUCGCGGUGGCGUGACGGAAGAAGGAAUUCCGCUGGAACUGCUGUCGCGCGCCACGUCGACGAAACAAGUCGUGGCCGAGGACUACGGGGCCAUAGACAAGACAUAUCGUUUCCACGCUGCAUGUGAGCAUGCUCUGGAAGUCUCAAUAGGACCUUGACCACCCAUACAUACGUCCAUCCACGAAUGCACACCUACGGCCGACUGCAACCUGGACGGAACAUCACAUGCACGCCGUCUACGACGUAACGACUCAGUUACGGCGAGACGUCGCCGAAAAGAUGCGAUGGUGCGGCAAGUCGAAGACGCGACUCAAGCCAAGAGCGCGCCACAGAAGGGUCUCGGGAACGAGUGGCGGCGACGAAGCAUCCUGGCCGAACGGAGAAACGAACGACAGGCGACAGUUGAUGACAGUGCGCGCUGUAAAGCGAAGCCACUCUCGUUAUGUCAGCACCAGAGAGCUGUGACCGACACGAAAACGUUCUGGAGCGAGGCAUUGCAUGUUCAAGAGGUCAACCAGCAACCUUACCUGUCUGGUAAGUUUGGGAAGAGCGCCCCAUCUGGCGCUACAACAGCAGCAAGAUGCACACCGCCCUGCUUCGGAUGGCAACGCCCCUUCGCCACAUCUACGAAGAGCGCCAGAUCCUUCUUGCAUGCGCUCCCUUUUGCCGUCCUGCGGACCACGAGCACUUUCCUAUAGCGAAUCAACAGUCAUCGUCGAAGUUGCCGCCUCCCAUCGCCACCUUCAACGCGGGUCAACAGCACUUGAGUUGUCCACAGCAAUAACGAUCCUGCUCCUCCACUCACCGGACACAAGCCGGCGGUGCAAAAGGUCUUGUCCCACCGCGCUGUUCCUGGAGUAAAGUUGGACGUACUUUAGGAUAAAACGAGGGAUUCCGUCACAGAACAUGGACAGCUACGUGCGUUUGGAGUUCACGAAGGCGCCACUUGCAGCGAUACUGCCUCCAUUCGACCCGUGAUGCUCCCUGAACCAUUCGUGGCUGGGGCAACGGCCAAACUCGUCGAGUUUCACGGCGG
Molecule: messenger RNA, 1037 nt
Organism: Aphanomyces invadans
Lineage: Eukaryota; Oomycota; Saprolegniomycetes; Saprolegniales; Verrucalvaceae
Exons: 3
Coding region: 286-699 (137 amino acids)
Source: RefSeq, a predicted model, not a curated record